Molecule: messenger RNA, 2856 nt
Organism: Folsomia candida
Lineage: Eukaryota; Metazoa; Arthropoda; Collembola; Entomobryomorpha; Isotomidae
Exons: 4
Coding region: 141-2537 (798 amino acids)
Source: RefSeq, a predicted model, not a curated record
CGUCCCAUUUGCAGAGGAGCUGUUAAAUUUAGAAGAAUUCGCCCUGAAGCUUAAAACCAAGGAGGGCAGGACAAGCACCAGAGACCUUGCAGCCCUCCUACUCAUCCCAAGAUACCACUCGUUCCUCACCAGAGUGGAUAAUGCAGGCCCAGAUGUCCCCCAGCAACAAAAAAGUCCUGGCAAUCCUCUACACCACGGCCCUCAGCCAACUCAACUGUCUUAAGCAAGUCCUCGGCGCUACCGUCGUGGUCGACUUCCAACUAUAUUUGGACACUGUGCUCGAAAAUUUUAAAAAGUUUAAGGAAAAGCAGGCCCAGUUUGUCACGCAGGAAGAAAGAGAUCAAUACGACAAAACCUUCAAUAAGAAGAUAGAACAAGCCAUGAAAUUCAUUGAUGAAACGGUUAAUCCAGCCAUUGAUGAUGUCGAGAAGGAGGUAAAAUCUACGUCGAAUGAUCUCCUGACCACCGUCGUACAUCAAGAGGCAGAGGCCAAGAACAACGUAGAGCAGGCAAAAAUUAGAGUUCAAAGGAUGAAGGAAACUAUGGUGAUGAGACAUGUCUUCUCUGCCCUGAAAAUCGGAGCCUCCGUCGUGUCAAUGCUGGGACCUCAGGGGGCAGCAAUUGGGGGCGCUAUCGGUACAGCAGCAUCCAUCGGGGAGCAGUUCGUUGUGGGGAGUAAUAUCCCCAAAUCUAGAGCGCAGCUACCCUUGCCUCCAUCCGUGGGGAAAUACGCAUUGAAUAUGGAAGCUAAAAUGAAAUCUUGGAACGAAGGAAAGAUGAAGGAGUUGGACGUUCUACUGGAGACGACUAAAAAAGCCAUAGGUGAAAACAAGGUGGCCAUGGAGGAUGUGAAAAAGAAUGUGGACGAGUUGCAAAAGUCGGUGGAUGAAUAUGAGGCAAACAAGAAAGACAAAGACAUUCUCACGUAUUUGGACAGAAAAAAGAAAAUUGAAGAACAUGAGAAAAAUUUGAAGGAUGUGCUGGAAAAGAAGAAGGUGGAGUUGGAGGACUUGCAAAAAGGGACAGAAACCCAAAAACAGAAAGCCAAAGAAUACGGGGACAAAGCCUUGAAAGCAAUCGGUUACAUAAAAAGCGCCAUCACCAAUACCGCCGAGCUUGGCUACGAGCUGUAUAAUACCAUCAAAAACGAUGAAGUCAAGAUGAACGAGCUGUCUGACGAGGUCGAAAAAGCUAAGCAAGAUGUCGAAAAAUUACAAAAAUACAAGGCCGCAAUUACUGAGACACUCGAACCCUUGGUAUCCUCCAUAGCCACAGAUUUACAAGGUGUCACUGAAAAUUUGGGAGGUAAAUCCGCCGUUGCUUUGCAAGUUCAAAAAUGGCAAGUUAAACAGAAGCUGACAGAGUUCAAAGACUUUCUCCAAGAUUUCUCCGAAGGAUACGCCGAAGCUAAAAAAUUUUCCCAAGCUGUCGACAAGCUAUCUGAAGGUGUCACUCUAAUUAUCGACUUGUACGAUUUCAUUGAGAAAUAUCACGACCAAAUGGAGUUUGCCAAUUAUUUGGCAAACAUUAAUUCCCCAGAUGCACUUAACCUUGUCAUUGGGAAUGAGGACGGGGUGGUGAGCUACAUAAACAAGGUCCAAGUAGCCCUCCAAGCUUCCAUCCUCCUCUCACAAUUUGAACGAACCGUACAAACUUUUAGGCAAUGGGUGUUCCCUUACGCUCAAAUUUACGAGAAUGACUUCAACACGAAAGAACUUCCCAACUAUCUCGACCCUACUUCCAGCAUUACCUCGCCAAAGGAAAUUGAGCUCUUCCUCGUGGACUUCUUGGGAGACAAGGUCACGCAUUUACGCAGCAAGAUUAAAGAAUACGAAUCAACCGCUGUCGGUGCAAUUGACGAUACGUUGAAGCAGACAGUAUUCAACUCUGAUUCCAAAUCUACUCUACCAUUUUAUUCCUGGAAAGCGGCAGGUCGAGAGAAUAGUGAUCGCGACGUGAUUAAGCAACUCUUUUCUGGGGAGAAAGUCUUCAUAUCAGUUUCACCGGAUUUCUCCUAUUCGCGGGGCAGAGCGGCAGUAAAAUUUCAAAUUGCAGAGUUUCAACCAAAUGCAUCUGACCGAGGGAGACAGGCGAAACUGAAGGACAUCUUGGAUGAAAUCAAGGUGGAAAUGACCCACUCUGGCGCUUCGCGAUAUAUGUUUGAUGACAAGAGCUUUGAAAUGGUGGGAGACAAUGUAACGCUUAAAUACAACUUUGAACGGGACCCCAACACGCGUGAAAGGAUUGAAACUAACUUGAUCUACAAAAAGGUCAAACAAGGGGAUUUUAUUCUGAGUCCGUUCACCAUGUGGGCGGUACAAUUUCUUCCAGCAACUGGCCGAAAUAGGCUAAGCGAAUUGGUCGAGAUGGCUGAGUACGUGGACCUCGAGUUAAUCGGAAGUGGUAGUUAUGUGGAUGAAUGGGAGAGAAAAAAUGAAAAUGUGCGAAGAAUCUCGUUCUAUGAAAUGCCGAUGCCACUUCACUUUACCAAAUUUGAAGUUUCUUCUACAAGAAUGCUACCGACAUCAUUUUACUAAAAUGUGGAUAUAGUUGACAAAUUGGAUUCAGCAAGAUCAAUAUAAGAAAUAUAAUUGAUUCAUUGGUUGUUUUAAUUUGACACUAUGGGUUUCAAUAAAAAUUUUGUUGAAAAAUAUGUACACACAGUAAAGUAGUUAUAAACAAACGCUAUAUAUUAUUAUUUAGCUAAUUACAUAGGUAAAAGUAUCCAGACUGGGUAUCAUUGAGCUCUAUGAGUAAUUUUAUAAGGCCCAUGUAAAAUUAGUCUCAUGAUAUUUAUAAAGAUGAUAUGGUGCCGACGACAAAAAUAUUUGAAUUAAAAAUUUGGUUACUUCCUCA